AUGGACUCUGUCAUCGACGACUUCAACAAAUCACUGGUAAUCGAUAGAACCAAUAACCCAGGAGCUAGCAAUCUUAAUAAUCCUUCUGCGCAAACCCAAGUGUUGGAAAACACCGAUCUUUUGCAAGAAAUAUUCUAUUGCCUACCCACUACGCUUCCGGAGUCCAGGACGUGGAAUAAGCAUCUUCUAUCGAUAUCUCUGACUUGUAAAGCAUUUCUGGAACCUGCCUUGAAUGUUUUGUGGGAAGAGCUGCCGCCCCACCGUUGGAUUCAUCUGAUAAGUCUUAUUUCGUCUGUAUCACUGCAGGGCAACAGACUUAUUGCAAACGAUGUCCUGUCGGAUCAGAGUCUUCAUAGGUUCGAUUAUUACGCGCAACGUAUUAAAAACAUUCACAUGACGACUUCUGCAUUUAAUGCGAUGUCAUUCGACAUCGCUUCCUGUAUCAUCGUAUCCCGACAAUUCAACGCUUUUCCAGCUCUGCGCUCUUUACGAUGGACGUGUGACGUGGUCCCAACUGAGCUGAAUGCCAGCUCCUUGGUUGUUUUAGCUUCACAACCACUCACCACUCUUUCUAUCCAAGAAGAGUGUGAUCCAGAACCCAGCAACAUGUUUUUCGUGUAUUCUCUUAUGACAAUCAUCUCCAUCAGAUCACCAGAUCUGACUCACCUUGACUUGCGAGGAGAGAUUGUUGAAUCAGCGGCUAAUUUACUCCCCAAAUUCGAGAGAAUCAAGCGACUAUCCCUUCUAGCACCUUACUGUCAAGAUGCCAAUAUAAUCAAGGAUAUCCUUUGGCAUACCAAUACACUAAAUGACCUGACAGAACUCGAUAUCAGCGUACUUUUUUGGAUGCAAAGGCCAACAGGAAUGACCAUAGAGCUGGCUGCUUUAAAAACGCUUGGAUUAUACGGCCCCUUGGCAUUCAUCGAUUAUUUCUUCAGCGUUGUAACGGCACCUCAGGUAACGCUCCUCGACAUAAUAAUUUCAACUUAUGAAACCAGGGGCCAGAGCGAAUCCUUUCGAUGGAUUGACCAAAUUGCGAUGCUAGCCCCCAGUGUGCAGUAUGUCAUAGCAAGUAGUGACCUCCAUGCCAUGGAAAAUAGCGAUAGCCCACAUAACCGUCACAAACUACCAUCAUCACUUUUUUUCGGGAUGUUGGCGUGCAAGCGGCUCGCUCAUAUCAAUGCAAGUCUGGUUCUGGAAGAAAAAGAUAUUUUAUCUCUCGUGAAUUCAGGAAAACAAUGGCCUCUGAUUAAAGAGAUUGACCUGCACGGCGAGGAAGGACGCCUUGGCGUGCUCCCUUGCCUUUUAUCCCAGAUCGAUUUGUUUGCAGAGGCUUUCCCAAAUCUCAAGAAGCUAUCGAUGGCUGUUUCCUUUAGGAUGGAGCCCUCCGAGAUUGAGCGCAUGCACGAGCGCAUCCGAGGGAAUCAUCCCUGUCACAAGCUAGAGUCCCUAACACUACGCAGCGCUGUGAAGCAACUAUCCCAAGAGGUUCACGCCCCGGAGUACAUUGAACGAUGCAAAGAGGAAUUCGGCCCUUUGACUGUUAACGAAAGUAUUGAGAAGGUAGCAAGCCAAUUUAUCGAUCACGUCUUCCCUCAUCUGCUUCAUUUCAGCAUCGAUGAGAUUUUCUACUUAGAUGAGGGAUUGCGUACAGCUCUUGAGUCCAUGGUCCGGGACAGGAUUAACGGAGCCAGAGAUCACAUUUGCCCACUGGCAACGUAG
Molecule: messenger RNA, 1722 nt
Organism: Psilocybe cubensis
Lineage: Eukaryota; Fungi; Basidiomycota; Agaricomycetes; Agaricales; Agrocybaceae
Exons: 3
Coding region: 1-1722 (573 amino acids)
Source: RefSeq, a predicted model, not a curated record